Molecule: messenger RNA, 6082 nt
Organism: Myxocyprinus asiaticus (Chinese sucker)
Lineage: Eukaryota; Metazoa; Chordata; Actinopteri; Cypriniformes; Catostomidae
Product: ras-specific guanine nucleotide-releasing factor RalGPS1-like
Exons: 20
Coding region: 285-2027 (580 amino acids)
Biological process (GO): positive regulation of GTPase activity; Ras protein signal transduction
Cellular component (GO): plasma membrane
Molecular function (GO): guanyl-nucleotide exchange factor activity
Source: RefSeq, a predicted model, not a curated record
GCAUCUCUGUGCCAUGUUUGUGUUCUUCUGUCGCAAACAUUUUCAUGUUUAUAAACACACUAGAUCAUCCUGACGCUGUGGAUUAUUAAUCUGACGCACAAUAAACUGAAUAAUGUGGAUAUCUGAGGUCGUUUAUUGGAUUACCGGUGGCAGAAUAUGAUUGUUUGGUCUCCCCAUUGAUUCAAGAUCGCACUGAAGAGGUAUGGAUGAUUUGUCAUAUUUGGGGUCUGGCUGAGGGCCGCUGUUGCCCUGGCGUAUGCACCCCAUUGGCUUGAACUACCAGCAUGUACCGUAGAAACGGCCUAUGGGAUGGCACCAGCAUUAGCUCCGCCUCCUCUGAGGGAAGUAACAGCUCGCUGUCUGUGGACGGACUGAGCGCCGACUACACCAAAACCUACGAUGCUGUUGUGUUUGAUGUGUUGAAAGUGACGCCAGAGGAGUUUGCAAGCCAGAUUACCCUGAUGGACGCCCCUGUGUUUAAAGCCAUACAGCCUGAGGAGCUUGCUAGCUGUGGCUGGAACAAAAAAGAAAAACACAUUUUGGCUCCUAAUGUUGUUGCUUUCACGCGAAGGUUCAACCAGGUAAGCUUCUGGUUAGUACGAGAAAUCCUAACCGCUCAAACGCUGAAGAUCCGUGCAGAGAUCCUGAGCCACUUUGUAAAAAUCGCAAAGAAACUUCUGGAACUAAAUAACAUGCAUUCUCUGGUGUCAGUGGUGUCAGCAUUGCAGAGUGCUCCCAUCUUCAGACUCAGCAAGACCUGGGCGUUAAUCAGCAGGAAGGACAAGGCCACAUUUGAUAAGCUGGACUACCUGACCUCUAAAGAGGAGAACUACGCCAGGAUGAGAGAGUAUAUCAGGUCGCUCAAGAUGGUGCCCUGCAUCCCUUACCUGGGAAUCUACCUGCUGGACAUGAUAUACAUCGACUCGGCCUAUCCUGCCUCUGACAGCAUCAUCGAGACCGAACGGCGAACCAAUCAGAUGAACAAUAUCCUGCGAGUCAUCUCUGACCUGCAGAUGUCCUGUACAUACGAUCACCUCGUGACCCUCCCUCAUGUGCAGAAGUACUUGAUGUCUGUUCGCUACAUUGAGGAACUUCAAAAGUUUGUGGAGGACGACAAUUUCAAACUGUCUCUGAAGAUUGAACCAGGAAACAGUUCUCCUCGCAUAUCCACUUCCAAAGAAGAUCUCGCAGGUCCAUCUGAGGUAUCUCUCUUAACGAGGUAUAAUCGACGGCCCACCUGCCCUGAUGCCACCGUGGGGGUCCAUAUUCCCACCCCUCCCCCGUCACGCCACAGGAAGAGCCACAGUCUUGGCAAUGCGAUGAUGUGGCAGUUUGGUGUGGUGGAGAGUAAAAGUGCAACGUUACCCAUAGAGAAACCACGCCACCUGCUGGACGACAGCUUCUUAGAGUCACAGAGUCCGGCCCGGAACAAUCCACACAGCUUGUCUGUGUCCAAUGGCAUAUCUAUAGGAAGCAGUCGGAGUUUGUUCUGUGAUGACCUUUCUCCAGGGGUCGAGAGGGGGCGCAUGUACGCCACUCUGGGCCCUAACUGGAGGGUUCCUCAUCGCAACUCCCCUAGAGGUCGCUGCCAUGCCCACAGUCCGUCAGUAGCAGAACCCAGUCUGAGUCAUGGAGUGGCGGGUGGUUUCACGAUGGAGGGUCCGUUAAAGAGGAAGACCCUGCUGAAGGAGGGCAGGAAACCAAAGCUGGCCUCGUGGACGCGGUUCUGGAUCACACUGUCUGGUUCCACUCUCAUAUUCUUUGGAUCUAAAUCGCUGCGUGCCACAGACAGAAAACAUUACAAGUCUUCACCGUGUAAGAAAGUGUCGGUUUUGGGCUGGAUGGUGGUACUGCCAGAUGACCCGGCUCAACCCAACAUCUUUCAACUCAACGAUCCUGAUAAAGGUAACGUUUACAAGUUUCAGACCAGCGAUCGCUUCUCUGCAAUCAUAUGGCACAAACACCUGGAGGAGGCGUGUCGGAGGAGGAGAACUCAGAUACCAGCAAAUCUCAUGUCGUUUGAGUAAAUGGAGAUAGCUCAAGCCUGAAGAUGUUUAAUGUGCCAAAGGUCCACACAGACGAGGUGAAUGCGUUUGGUUCAAUGGAAGGAUGAAUGAAAUAGCGAAAAACCUUCAACAUUUGAUUGAAGAGUCCACUGAACUUGUCGUCCCCACUGAAGAUGUUUCAGACCUGGACUCAAGAUGGAGAUUUGCACAUUAGUUCGUAGGUCUGGUGAAGGAGAUGGUAAGAAAUGAGGUCUGGGGGGGACCUGGUUACAGGAUUAGCCCCCUCCAAACUGUUGACAGUGUCGCUUCACCUAUGCUAGAUGUUGUUACAUUUUGGGGGAUUAAAUUAUACACAGAUGCUCAGGAUAGGCGUUGAUCCCAAGUUAAAAGGGAAAAGACAAAACCGUGCCACCCACGAUUUGGUCAAUCAGUCCCAAAUGAUGAUUGUGAGUCCCGUUGGUCUGUUGCAUAAGUUUACUGUAAAAGGCCAAAGCAACAGGAACUUGUAAGCACUAAGAGUCGUACACAAACAAAGUUGGAUCACAACAAUUCCGCCGAGGUAACAUUUAAACUUGCUAUUGAUGUCUUUUACUUACAAAUGUAUCAAGGUGGCCAAGAGUAGCAUAAUCUGUACAUCUCCUUUUUGAGCACUUCUUUGCAAAGAUGGCCACUUUUAUUUCAGAAAUGUGACAUUGUAAAUAGGGAGUCAGAGUGCGUUGGCAGGGCUGGUUUGAACAAUGUUUGUGAGUGUGACUUGUUUACAUCAGGGAUUCUGAAUUCAAUAUCAGUUUUAGCUGUUUUAUACUUGUGAAUGCUUGUAUUUGGCUUUAAGUAUUAAGUUAUAAAUUCACUUUUUUUUUUUUUUUUUUUUUUUGAAGAAUAAAUAGUUUGACUGAUUUUAUGUAGGUUUUGCUUACACCACAUCACAACAUUGUCAAGGUUAACCCUCCUAUUGCGUUCAAAAUCUGCAUACACCUUUUGCAUUCGCUGGUCAGUUUUGACCUGGUGGAGUUUUAAGCUUAUUAGCUUAUUUAAUCAAAAACCAUAUUGUAGCUCAUUGUUAACUUCUUAGCUGUUCAUACAUGUGAAAAGAUCAAUAUUUUUGGCAUGUUAACUGAGUAAAAUGAAUGUUGAUAUGUAUGAUGUCAGUUUUUUCUUUUUUUUUUUUUUAUAAAAAAAUGAGAAAUUCUUUAACAUUUCAAAAUAUACAUUUAACUACAGCUAAACCAGUGUGAUGCAUGUUAAGAUAUAUUUUUUUAUCAAGGUGUAUAUGAAAUUUCAUUUGAAUAUAACAUUGCAUUAAAUUUAUAUAAAUAUUUAAAGUGAGAAUUUUCCUAUUAACUUCCAUAUUAGUUACUCAUAAUUACAAAUUACUCCUGAAAAACAACUCAGAAAUCAAAGUCUACGCAACCAAAUCCAUUUUUUUUUUCAAUCAGAUAAAAUCAAACAACUAUAAAACACAACUACACAACAUCUGUACUUGUAUACAAUGUUUUUAAACAAAAUAUAUCAUGAUCUGCUGGAUGUUAAUGUGUGAUUAUGCUGCAGGUUGGUUCAUUAUCAGAUCAGUCUGUAGAGGGCAGCAGAGUAAAAUGUGGACUUCAGACUAUUUAUGCUUGAACUUUUGCUCUUGCCACACCUCUCUUUAGGCAGUUUUUCCUUUGAUAUAGUUUAUUUAUAUUUGUUACAUCUGUUUUGUCAGUUCUGUGUUUGAGUGUGUAUCCACGUAAACAAGAUGUUUGUAAACAAGAUGAAAAAAGAAAAGUGUGUUUGAGAGUAUGGGAAAGAGGCUAAAUGCAAGAAAAGUAUUUUUAAGAAAAAUCGAAUUCAUGUACGAAAAUAUCUGCAUAAUAUCAAGUGUAAAGCCACAGUUGAUGAAUGCAAAAGAUGUAACAAUUUGAUAAAAAAUGGUAAUAUUUCUUAAAUAAUUUCUUCUAAAAAUCUGAAAUCUUGACAGAGUCACAAAGUUUGGUUCCUGUACGAAAAACUAUGUGGUAUUUAAAAAUGAUUAUUUACCUCUACCAGGCCUAAAAUGACCUGAAUGCAAUAGGAGGGUUAAACCAGUUGAAAAUGUGACAAAUGUUGGGAAACUGUUCUGACAAAUAUGUUACUAUCACAGAAAAACGUCUGUCGCACAAAAGAAAGUUUGCGUUUGUCCCAUUUGUUUUUUGAAAGGGUUUCUUUCAGCUGGAGGAAAAAUAAAAAAGGCAAAAAGGCAACCCAUUUUUUAAUAUGAUCACUCUAUAAACACACUUAUUGUCCAUUGAGCUCAUCUCAUAAAGAUGAAAACUGAUUCUUUUGACUCUUGUUCUUUUGUCAUUUACUUGGUGAAUCUCACGACACCUGUCAAGAACAUGGCCGGGUCACAUUUCACCCCAAAAUUAAUAGAAAAAAACAAGAAAUUAUAUUUUGCAUAAAGAAAAUGAAGCCCAAAAUGUUUUUUUCUCCCCAAUACUCAUUAAUGUAAUGCAAAAAAAACAAAACAACAAAAAAAAAAAUCAUAAUAAUUAUUAUAUUAUAGUAUCUCAUAUUUAUUCAGAUUGCAGUAAUGUUGAUAUUUGUUCAAUAAAAAAAAAAUCUUAUUACAGUAAUGAGAAUCACCAUUUAGAAUAAUGAAAGUUACAAAAAAGUAAACUGUCAGAAUGCAUUAGGGUAAUGAGGCAGAUUUAAAUCAUUUUUACAGUACAAUAAAAAUAACUGUGUUACAGUAAAGAGAUGCAUUACGGUAAUGAUAAUUUGGGGUAACGGGAGCUUAAUUGUCAUAAAAUAAAGUCACAAUGAUAAAAAUUGUAGCAGUCCAUAAAUAGGCCCAUUGUCUCAAGAUUAUUUUUUUUUUUUUUUUUUUUUUUUUUUUUUGGCUUGAAAUGUUAUCUGGAUGUGUUUUCGUGAUUCUAUUGUCAUUUACAGUAAAUAUUAAAAGAGCAGCUUGCAUGUUUGCAGCUGAAUACUCAAAUACAUGUAAUGACGUGCGAAUGUGACACUGAAGAACUGAUUUAAAAAGAGUAUUGAUUUUGAAGAGAUAUCUAUUCUUUUAUGUCUGUUAAUGUCAGUUUAGCUAUGAACCAUCUGACAGCGCUAAAUGAAGUUGACGUAAAAAGAGGACGUUUUAGGGAUUUAAAAAUGCUCAUUCAUAUUCAGAGUGAAAGAACAGCAUUGGUCACUAAGGUGUAGUUGUGUGUAAAUGUAUUUCUCCUAUUUUGUUGUGAAUGAAGUUUGUCUUUUAAGGCACGCUUGUGUCUGAAUGAAGUCUAACUCUUGUAGAGGUCAUAUAUGUUUCUGCCAAUGAAGGAGAAUUGACUGUCGGUCUAGAAUACUGUACGCACUGCUCUGAAAUACAACUCAAAUACACUCACAUCGGCUUCAGAAAGUUUCACACUAAGCAGUCCAAACCAGCUUUGCUUCAUUGAGUUGCCAUUAAAGAAAUAGUUAAUCCAGAGAUGAAAAAUCAGUCAUUAUUUAUUCACCUUCAUUUUGUUCCAAACCUGUAUGCUGUAUUUUGUUUGCUUUUUGUUUUGUUUUCCUGGAACAGAAUCUUCUAUAUAAAACUGCAUAAAACAUCAAGGCACGUAAACGAUUACAGAAUUUUCAAUUUUGGGUGAACUAUCCCUUUAAAGGUGAAUUUCCCGUUUUGGUUGCUGGAAUAACAUCCUCUCAACACUCUAAUGGUAAUAAUACUGCUGACCCACAGCAUACUGAGUUUUAAUAGUGAUUUGAUAUUUGUUGUGAGUAUUAUUCACAUUGCAUCAGUUGCAUCAUUCAUAUGUGUUAGAAUUAAACCAGUGUCAACCACUUUAAAAAGGCACUUGUUUUUGAAGAAAGUUUUAUUUGUGUUGUCCAACAUAUGAUGAUGUCAUGAUCAAACUUAACCUGUUUUCAAUAUAUGUUUUUGCAUUGAAACACAAAGACACGCAUGUACAGGAGCACUGCAUGUAAAUUAUGUUUUUUUUUCUGCCGUAACUGUGAAUUUAAAUCUCUUGUUUUAUUGCCAUGUAAAUAUGUUGCUAAAUUAUUUCCUAUUUGUGAUACAUUGCGGCAUAUCAGCUGAACUGCUCAGUCUCCUGUACAACCAUUAAAUG